Bradysia coprophila is the source of this 968-nucleotide messenger RNA. Its product is annotated as radial spoke head protein 9 homolog. The record is from RefSeq and is a predicted model, not a curated record. Gene Ontology annotation, cellular component: radial spoke; axoneme. Gene Ontology annotation, biological process: cilium movement involved in cell motility; axoneme assembly; motile cilium assembly. NCBI's taxonomy places the organism in Eukaryota, Metazoa, Arthropoda, Insecta, Diptera, Sciaridae.
ACUGCUUAGUAAAUAAAAGAAAAAUUUAAGGAUCUCAUCUAAAGAUGAACAUUUCAAAUAUUAAGGAAAAUUUGAGUUAUAUUUCCUACUGUGGGAUCACUCUAAGUCCACAAGAAGCGUCUAUGAUCGAAAAUUCUCUGGUCAUUUUGAAGAGCAACAACAAAUUCACCGAAACGCAUUUGUGGGGACGGAUAAACGGAGUGAAAAAUGAUUACUACAUUGCGUUCGGAUACCACAAGAAUUGUUUCAGGGGAUGUAAAUACUUCUAUAGCAUCAAUUGUCCUGGUGAAUGGAUACUGAUGCCAGAACCGGUUCCGGACAACAAUCGGUUGUGCUUGCUCAAUCAGAAUUUAUUUCAAGGAGAUGUUACUGCUGUUGAUGACGUUGUGAUGAUUCGAAAUUGCUCCGAUGACAUUCCCAAAGAGACAUUCAAAUUGAAAGAAGAAGACCGAUUGGCUUCUACAGUCCGCAUGAUAACGUCGGAAUGUGGCGUAGUACCACGAGGAGCACUAACUCUUCGUCCAGACGGUGUCAUCACAUUCAGUUCAUUCUUUCAAGGUUUGGAUCACAUGGAGGCGAAUGAUAUGGGUAAUUAUCAGCUAUUACGACAGCCGAAGGCAACAUGUGCCGAAAAUUUAAUCAAACGACCAGAUUACAAUUACUCAACCGAUACAUUCGAUACGAUCGAUUCGAUUCUGCCGGAAGGUAAAAGUUUUACUGUUAAUAUUGAUGGUGACAGUGGUUUGUGUGUGGUGAAAUCGCUGUAUUGGCCGGGAAUGGUGUUCUUCCACAAGCCGAUGACGAAUGCUCAUGGGUUCUGUUAUGUUGGAAAUGGUCUACGAAACCAUGAUUUGUUAUUCAUGUUGUGACUUCCAUGUAUGCAUUCUCUACCAUGUUGCGACAAAUAAACGACAAAAGGCCAGUUGUUGUGAAAAAUGUCAAGAAAUCAUUCCUGUCACCUUCAAGGA